UUAUGGGGAAGUUUUCUUCCCUCAUUCGUUGGUUUUAAGGCAAUGGCAUCCUCUUUGCGACGCAUCUCUCGCCAUGGCAGUGCUCUUCGAUCGACCUUCCUCAGUGGGUCCCGGCCAUUCUCCGCCGACGCCUUAGAGGUCAUCAAGGCCGGCGAGAUCGGCAUGGUCUCUGGGAUUCCCCAAGAACACCUCCAUCGCAGGGUUGUGAUUUUCUCACCUGCAAGGACGGCGACGCAACAAGGAUCAGGGAAAGUUGGGAGGUGGAAAAUCAAUUUUGUAUCCACACAAAAGUGGGAGAACCCACUUAUGGGUUGGACAUCGACUGGGGAUCCAUAUGCCAAUGUUGGUGAUGCUGCACUAAGUUUUGAUAGUGAAGAAGCUGCAAGGGCAUUUGCCGAGAAACAUGGUUGGGAUUAUGUGGUUAAGAAACCCAACACUCCCUUAUUGAAGGCAAGGGCAUAUGCAGACAACUUCAAAUGGAAGGGCCCCCCAAAAGCCGAGGAAUCCGCUUCUCAUUGAUCUUCCUUCUUGACUUCUGUUUUAAGUUUUACAAGACACAUUGCUCAACAAAGCUUGUGAUCUUCUUUGUCUCACAAUUUCUUCUCAAAAAAUCAGUCGUCCCAAAUGAACUACUCGAGUAUAAUAAUUGGGUUACAUGGCUUACAACCUUUUCUUUUC
Messenger RNA from Morus notabilis, 678 nucleotides. RefSeq names its product NADH dehydrogenase [ubiquinone] iron-sulfur protein 4, mitochondrial. The transcript has 5 exons. The record is from RefSeq and is a predicted model, not a curated record. Gene Ontology annotation, biological process: electron transport chain. NCBI's taxonomy places the organism in Eukaryota, Viridiplantae, Streptophyta, Magnoliopsida, Rosales, Moraceae. Bases 43 to 519 code for a protein of 158 amino acids.